Messenger RNA from Necator americanus (New World hookworm), 2280 nucleotides. RefSeq lists its product as uncharacterized. Gene Ontology annotation, molecular function: ATP binding; ATP hydrolysis activity. The transcript has 19 exons. Gene Ontology annotation, cellular component: peroxisomal membrane; cytosol. The record is from RefSeq and is a predicted model, not a curated record. NCBI's taxonomy places the organism in Eukaryota, Metazoa, Nematoda, Chromadorea, Rhabditida, Ancylostomatidae. Gene Ontology annotation, biological process: protein import into peroxisome matrix. The coding region runs from base 1 to 2280 and encodes 759 amino acids.
AUGCGUCGCUCAUUACUUUAUUACAUAUUUCGUAUUCUCCUCAGCAAACUCGGGCCUUGUAAAAUGCGCCAAAUUCUAUGGAAAACUCGUAAAAUACGCGUGUAUCAAAGCUGUUCGGAAAAGCAAGGAACGGUAGUCGUGCAUCCUUUGAAUUCACUUGUUCAAGGACUCCUACAAGAUCAAAUCGUUGAAGUUUCAGUUACUUUUCAAACAUGGCAGAACAUUACCAUGCAAACGACGCGUCUGAUGCGACUGAGUUUGUCAUCGUCACUUCCAGUUGAUGUGGUGGAGAUAGGACGGAACGACGCCUACAAUAUGUUUGGACGUGAACCCGGGCAUGACUUCGUUGUGGACGGUUUGAAAUCCUACAAUUUAUUCACGAAAAUUGAGAAAGUGCUGACUACUGCUGACUCUGUUAGACUUGCACUCAUUAAGCAGUUCGGUUCAGAACAGAAAAAGGACUUUUCUGAAGAGCUGGAACAACUCUUCACAGUUCCACAUUGCGUAAGAGACUGUGAUCUAAGCUGUGCGGUAAAGAUGACGGUUGGAUCCAAGGUGCAAGCAUGGCGAACUGCAUCGAUAGGAGUCUACAAUGGCGACAUUCUCUGUGUUCCUGUACGCAAUAUAUUCACAAAGAAGACAUCUCGUUAUUAUUUUCAGAUAAAAUGCGAUGAUUCGCCCUGUAUUCUUGAUGCUACCUCGUCCUUCUACCAGAUCUCCUCCAUCAAUGCGCACUUGCCAUAUUCAGCUCGAGAGCCGUUGUUUGAACUUCCAUCAGUGAUUUAUUCUGUCGUUGAAAAAAUGCGAAAUAGAAGCAUUGCUUAUGCCGCUGUCGAAGAAACCCCACUUGUGAUGCUUCUGCACGGUGCCGCUGGAAGCGGUAAACGUUUGGCAUGCACUCAAUUGGCCAUAGAAACCCAUUGUAAUCUGAUUGAGAAAAGCUGCUACGAAAUUUGGAACCAGGUAGUCGCAAAAUCGGAGGAAAAACUGAACAACGUCUUUGAGACAGCGAUAUCAUAUGAACCGUGCAUUCUCUACCUUACAUCGAUUGAUGUGUACGGCUACGAUGUGGAGACCAAUAAAGCUGACGUGCGACUAACAGCAGCGCUACGCAAAUGGCUUGAGAAACCAGCAAAAGUAACUGUGGUGUUUUCGUGUAAUUCCGACAAGGUGUUCAGCUUAUCCUCUUCCAUUCAAUCGUUGGCUCUGUAUGAUUUUAUGAUAACACACCUUGAUGAGGACGCACGUCGGCAUUUCUUGUCCCCUCGACUUCCACCAGAUUUGGCGCACUACGCGGCGAGAAAUACAGCGGGAUUUUCCAUAGCGGAACUCGUCUAUCUACUCAGAGACAUUCACUAUCACGUGACGACAGAGGAGAUAGAAAAAUUGGAACUAGCUCACGUAGAGUGGGCGAUUGAUAAACGGAACGCUAACUUUGCUGAUGUAAUUGGUGCUCCGAAGAUCCCCACAGUAUCUUGGGACGACGUUGGAGGACUUGAAGAGACUAAACGCCUUGUUAUUGAAAGCAUAGAGAUGAACCUUCACGGUAGUGGCCUGCGCAGAUCAGGAAUUAUUUUCUUCGGACCUCCUGGCUGUGGGAAGACGCUGCUCGCCAAAGCCGUUGCAACCGAAUUUAAAAUAGCUUUUCUGAGUGUGAAAGGACCUGAAUUGCUGAACAAGUACGUCGGUCAGAGCGAGGAGAAUUUGCGAAAAGUCUUCGAAAGGGCUCGACAAGCGUCGCCAUGUGUGAUAUUUUUCGAUGAACUGGACUCCCUUGCUCCGUGUCGCGGUCGCAGUAAUGACGCAGGAGGAGUUACAGACAGGAUUGUGGCACAGUUGGUGGGAGAACUGGACAGCUUGCAUCUAUCUCCUCAUAUCAAAGUGUUUGUACUUGGUGCCACAAAUCGACCAGAUCUCCUAGAUCCAGCGCUGCUGACUUCAGGAAGGUUUGAUAAAGUGAUCCACGUGAAACCCGCAACAGACGUCGAAUCAAAGUUAAGGAUAUUGCAAGCUGUUACUAGGAAAGCACACUUGGAUGAUGAUGUUGACUUGCGUGAAGUGGCAAGUCUCUGUGACGAGCAAAUGACUGGAGCUGAAAUGUAUGGUCUUGUUUCUGCCGCUGUAAUGGAAGCAAUACGGGAACAGAUACAUCUCAUCGAAGCCGGACAGAUUUUGGAAUCAGACGUGAAGGGAAUUAUUUCGCGUGCUCACUUUCUUGCUGCACUUCAGAAGAAAAAGAAAGAAAAACGGAUUAACACAACUCCAUAUUUUGCUGAAUAA